Onychostoma macrolepis is the source of this 822-nucleotide messenger RNA. RefSeq names its product tubulin polymerization-promoting protein family member 2 (gene tppp2). Gene Ontology annotation, molecular function: tubulin binding. Gene Ontology annotation, cellular component: microtubule. The record is from RefSeq and is a predicted model, not a curated record. NCBI's taxonomy places the organism in Eukaryota, Metazoa, Chordata, Actinopteri, Cypriniformes, Cyprinidae. Gene Ontology annotation, biological process: microtubule polymerization; positive regulation of protein polymerization; microtubule bundle formation. The transcript has 4 exons. The coding region runs from base 267 to 812 and encodes 181 amino acids.
AAGAGGACAAAUAAAAGGGCCAAAGAGGCAGAGAAAAUCAAAAAGCAGAAAGACAAGAGGGUCUGUGGCAGAAAGAGAGAGAGAGGAGCGAGUGAUGUCAUCAUUUGUGCUGGGCUGUGCUCUCUCCUCCCCUCUGUCUUGCGUCAUUGCACACACACACACUUACCAGGGGCAGAGACGAAGACAGAAGAACACACACCCACAUUCAGCAUCCUUUCAGUAGCAGCUUAGCAUCAGUAUCCAGGAUUGUCCAACACACUGUCAGCAUGGCUGAAGGUUCGGGUGAAGUAUCUCUGGCAGAUCUUGAGAUGGCAUUUCGUAAAUUUGCAGUUCAUGGAGACACCAAAGCGACGGGGAAGGAGAUGAACGGGAAAAACUUUGUUAAGCUGUGUAAGGACUGCAAGGUCAUCGAUGGUAAAUCUGUCACCAGCACAGAUGUGGAUAUCAUCUUUAGCAAAGUCAAGGCUAAAUCGGCACGAGUAAUUACAUUUGAGCAGUUCACUCAAGCCAUGGCUGAGUUGGCUACAAAACGUUUUAAAGGGAAGAGCCAGGAAGAGGCAGUACAGCUUCUCUACGGUCUCAUUGCUGGCAAAGAACCCGCCAACGCUGGUGUCACUAAAGUGGCAAAAGCCUCUGCUGUAGACAGGUUAACAGACACCAGCAAGUACACUGGUUCUCAUAAGGAGCGCUUUGAUGAUUCAGGAAAGGGAAGAGGCCGUUCAGGGAGGGAAGAUGUCCCUGAUUCCAGUGGAUACGUUUCAGCAUACAAAGGCCAUGGCUCCUACGACAGCAAAGUAAAAGAAGACGAAUGAGAGGAAGGGA